Molecule: messenger RNA, 1536 nt
Organism: Colletotrichum truncatum
Lineage: Eukaryota; Fungi; Ascomycota; Sordariomycetes; Glomerellales; Glomerellaceae
Product: sugar transporter
Biological process (GO): carbohydrate transport; transmembrane transport
Cellular component (GO): membrane
Molecular function (GO): carbohydrate:proton symporter activity
Source: RefSeq, a predicted model, not a curated record
AUGGCAGUCACCGGCAAGAGGGUGUACAAUUGGUACAUCUCCCUCAUGGCGGCCAUGUGCAUGGUGCUCUACGGGUACGAUGCCUCCGUCUACAACUCUCUCCAGGGAUCCAAGAACUGGCUCGCCUGGGUCGACGUCGAUCUCAAGAAAGACACGCAACUGAUCGGUCUCGUCAACACGGCUUACACCAUCGGUGCCAUUGUCGCCGGUUUCUUCCUCGGUGGCCCUAUCGCCGACUACUUUGGUCGCCGCUGGGGCAUGGCCCUCGGCUGCUUCGUCACCGUCAUCGCAACCCUCAUGCAGACCUUCACCCCUCACCACAAGAUCGGCGUCUUCAUCGCCGGUCGUGUUGUUAUCGGUCUCGGACAGGGCAUGGCCCUUACCGCCGGCCCCGUGUACAUCGGCGAGGUCGCCCCUCCCCAGAUCCGUGGCCACAUCAUGGCCUGCUGGCAGAUGUUCUACUCUGUCGGUUCCUUCAUCGCCUACUGGAUCAACUACGCAUGCUCCAAGCACCGCCAGACCCUCGGCGAGUGGGACUGGCGCAUCGUCGUCAUCUUCCAGAUGCUCGUCCCCAUCAUCAUCAUGAUCGCCCUCCCCUUCCAGCCCGAGAGUCCCCGUUGGUACAUCAAGAAGAGGGGCGACGUCGACGCCGCCCGCGCCGCCCUGGCGCGCAUCCGUGACACGGAGCAGGAGAUCGAGGACGAGCUGCUCACCAUCCGCGAGGCCAUCGAGUACGAGAAGGAGGCCAUCAGCAGCAACUACUCCGCCCUGUUCAGGGACGCCUCCAUCCGCAAGCGUCUCUACCUCGCCUUCAUCCUCAACGUCGGCCAGCAGCUUACCGGCCAGGGAACCCUCAACUCCUACUCGACCGCCAUCUACAAGAAGGUCUGGCCCUCUGACGACACCAUUAACCUGAUCAACGCCCUCAACGCCACCAUGGGAAUCCUCUUCACCCUCAACGCCAUGUGGACCGCCGACCGCUUCGGACGUCGCUGGCUCUUCAUCGUCGGUGCCGCCGGUAUGGCUGUUUGCAUGCUUGUCGUGCCAAUCGUCGGUCUCAAGACGCCCACUGCCGCGGACGGAACCAAGAGCGAGCCCGUCGGCAUCGCCAUCGUGUUCCUGCUGUUCCUCUUCACCUUCUUCUACAAGCCGUCCUGGGGCGCCACCACCUGGAUGUACACUUCCGAGAUCUUCUCCGUCAACGUCCGCGCCCAGGCCGUCGGCAUGUGCUCGCAGAUGCAGAACGUCGCCAACACCAUCUUCCAGCAGUUCUUCCCGACCUUCCUGGCCAACGAGGGUCUCAAGUGCCUCUUCUUCUUCAUGGGCAUGAACGUCGUCCUCGGUGUCUUUGUGUACUUCUUCAUCCCCGAGACGAAGCAGGUUGCCUUGGAGGAUGUUGAUGUUCUCUUUGGUGGCGUCAGCCACACUGAGAAGGGAGGUCAGAUGAUGGGUGUCAACGACCAUCCCGAGGCUGGCUCUGCUUCCGACAAGGACGGUGCCCAAGUCCAGCAGGCUGAGAGGAAGGAAGUUGUUUAG